UAGUAUAUGUAUAUAAAUUAUAUGUAUACUAGCGUAUUGUCCAUAUGAAUAUUUCGGCGUUAAUAUCCCGUUACUUUUCUGGGAACAACAUCUUGCAUUGACCAAAUUGCUUUAAAUUUGUCAUUUGUAGUGUAUCAGUGCACGUGAGUAAUGGAUCGUAAAAGGUUGAAGUGUUUAACAUUAAAAGAGAGGGCUGAAGUCCUUAACAAAAUUAAACGUGGACGUAGUGUUACUUCUCUAGCGAAGGAAUAUGGGGUAGCCAAGUCCACCAUAAGUCUUAUAAAAAAGAAAGAUAAGGCAAUUUUAAAACCAGUAAACAACACGUUUUUGGGUCCUGGGAAGAGGAGAACUUUAAAAGCUUCUGAGUUUCCUAAAAUGGAAGCCGCUUUAUACAAAUGGUUUCUGUCCCAAAGAAAAAAGAAUUACCCAAUAAGUGGACUCAUCUUGAAAGAAAAAGCGAAAGCUUUUCAUACCCAGUUGUGUGGGGAAAAUUCUACAUUUUUUGCCAGUGACGGGUGGCUUCAAAACUUUUAGAAACGUUAUGGAGUACGUUUGUUAAAAAUUUCUGGAGAAAAACUGUCAUCACAGCCAGAGCUGGUAGACCCUUUCAAAAUGGCUUUACAAGAAAAAAUAAAGGAAAUGGAGAUAUGUGCCGACCAAAUAUAUAACGCCGACGAGUCCGGAUUGUACUGGAAACUUCUUCCUGAGAAAAUUUAUGUUUCGUUGUCGGAAAAACAAGCACCGGGAAGAAAGUCUGAAAAGCAGCGUUUUACAUUUAUGGCAUGCACUAACGCUACCGGCAACCAUAAGCUUAAAUUUCUCGUUAUUGGAAAAGCAAGAAAUCCUCGUGUUUUCAAAAAUUUUAACUGUCCGGUGGAGUACAAAAAUUCCAAAUCAGCGUGGAUGACUUCGGAAAUUUUCAAAGUCUGGUUUCAUAAUUCGUUCGUGCCGCAGGUAAAAUCCAGAUUCAUUAAAACAAUUUUUUUAACCAAGUUAAAUGACUUUAAUAUUUAGGUAAGAAAAUAUUUGAAUGAUGGGGGACUACCUGAGAAGGCUCUUCUUCUAAUUGAUAAUGCCCCAUCACAUCCCAACGAAAUCGAAUUAAAGUCCGAGGAUGGUUUAAUUUUAACUAUGUUUAUGCCGCCGAAUGUGACACCAUUGAUCCAGCCAAUGGACCAAAAUGUAAUUCGUAUAACGAAACUAUACUACAGAAAUUUUCUACUGGCUUCCAUUUUCAACAAUAAUUGCGAUAUAACCGAAUCUAUGAAAAAAAUUAAUUUAAGAGACUCAGUAACUUUCUUAGAUGCAGCUUGGAGUCGGUUAGAAAAGGAAACUGUAUCCAAAUGUUGGAAAAACAUUUUGAGUUUUGCCAACUUAGGCGACUCUGAUGAAGAUAAUAUUCCAUUGAGCAUUUUAAAAAAACAAUUGUUGGAAGAAAACCAGAUAGUAACAGACUCUCUUCUUAAUAAGAUUAACAAUUUAGCCCCACAGGUCGAAUUUACGCUUCAUGAUGUUAACAAAUGGAAUGAUGGUGCCGAAUUUACCGACACAGAAGUAAUAAUUGAAACUAGUGAUUCUGAGUCUGAGUUUAACAACACAACUGAGACAUGUGAGCGGAUAUCAUCUGAGGAAGCAGUUAGCUCUAUCAAUAAGGUAAUUCAGUGGGCCACAACUGAACAAGUAAGCCCCGCAAUGGUUAACACUCUUCAAUUGCUGCGUGAAAAAGCCAUAUUCAACAUUGCUGCAGGCAAGAAAAGACAAACACACAUUACAACUUUCUUUUCGGCCUAACUUUUCUGUUAAAGCUGACUUUUUUGUGUAACUGACACAAAGACUGCCAAAUAUUCGACGAAAAAUAUUGAAACGAAUUAAUUAUUUUAAACAUAUUCAUGUUC
Anastrepha ludens (Mexican fruit fly) is the source of this 1895-nucleotide messenger RNA. Its product is annotated as tigger transposable element-derived protein 2-like. The record is from RefSeq and is a predicted model, not a curated record. The transcript is spliced from 2 exons. Lineage: Eukaryota; Metazoa; Arthropoda; Insecta; Diptera; Tephritidae. Gene Ontology annotation, molecular function: nucleic acid binding. Bases 1132 to 1791 code for a protein of 219 amino acids.